Molecule: messenger RNA, 557 nt
Organism: Eriocheir sinensis (Chinese mitten crab)
Lineage: Eukaryota; Metazoa; Arthropoda; Malacostraca; Decapoda; Varunidae
Product: glycosyltransferase 1 domain-containing protein 1-like
Molecular function (GO): glycosyltransferase activity
Source: RefSeq, a predicted model, not a curated record
GCUGCCGCGAGUGCCGGGAGGGUGGUGUUGAAGAAGCAGCAACAAAAGCCACAUCAGGCAAAAUAGAGGACGAGGUGUAUGAAGACAGCAUGGAGAAAGAAAGCUGCGCGAAAGCCGCCGAGAAGUACCGGGACGAUGACGCACCCGAUACAGCUGAGCAGGAGAAAGUCAAGGCCGUGCUGCUGGUGGGGAAGUGUGUAUUAAGGGAGACUGGGAACGCGACAACGCUGGACCGUCUUGGGCGAACGGUGAAUGAUGCAGGAUGGGAGUGUGUAAUGCGUGACCCAGACAGUCUAGCCGACUGCUCCUCCUUGCCAGCCCUUGUCAAGCAACACAACAUCGUCGUCGCGCUGGGCAUUCACGCCUACCGCAGCGCCCCCGUCCUCCUCGCCUGUCAGGAGCUCGGCGUGCCUUACGUGGUAAUGUUCGGCGGCACGGAUGUCAACGAGUGCGUGAGGGAGGCUGCGAAGAAGGAUGUGAUGUCGCUGGUGGUGGCGGGCGCGCGGAGCCUUGUUGCCUUUCAAACAGCCACGCGCGACACCGUCCUUCAAAUCUGG